Molecule: messenger RNA, 4441 nt
Organism: Amoebophrya sp. A120
Lineage: Eukaryota; Dinophyceae; Syndiniales; Amoebophryaceae
Source: the annotation of a GenBank genome assembly
AGCAGCGACAGGCACUAGCAAAACGCUAACGCGGAGAGUAGGUUGUAGCACCCAUUUUUUUACACAUGGAAGCAAGAGUCGUCAGGUAGGUAGUGACCACACUCCUCCGUGCCGUGCUGGUAAGUAAGUACCCUUUCAUCUCACCAUUGUUCCCCCUAAUUAUCGUUCCCUAGCGACAGACUUCACGACCCCUCUACAAAAAAAAUGGGCAUCCUUGAGAAAAUUGCCGAGAUUGAGGCCGAAAUGGCCCGCACCCAGAAAAACAAGGCGACAGAAUACCAUUUGGGGCUUCUCCGGGGGAUAUCAAAUGCAAAAGUGUCUGGGUCUGGAAGAAUGCGCGAUUUGUCAUGCAGCUUUUCCAUGACCCAUGAGGUCUGGAAUGCAGGACCUAGCAUGACAGAUUCUGCGCGACCUCUCUCAUGCCUAUCCUGCAUGAGAAACUCCCUGGCGACUUGGUCAAAACUGGACGACUUUGGGUAAUCAUGCAACACAGAUUUUUGCAUGCUCCAGAUUUAGCACGACAAGUUGCAGUCUUCCAGACCCAGACAUUUUGACAUUUGAUAGGGGAAGCUCGCAAAGCUGAAGACCCAGCUCCUCGAACCCUCUAAAUCCGGCGGCACGCACGCGGGCUUCGAAGUGGGGAGGUACGGAGACGCGCGGGUGGCGAUCAUGGGUUUUCCCUCGGUCGGAAAAUCCUCCCUGCUCGCGGAGCUUACCGGGGUAAAGUCCGAGGUUGCCGCGUAUCAACUGUAAAAAUGUCUGGGUCUGGAAGAAUUCACGUUUGUCAUGCUUGUCUGGCAUGACUCUUAAAUCUGUCAUGCAUGUUACCCAAGAGCUCCGUUUUUCUGUGAUGCAGAAGCGCAGUUUGUCAUGCAGAAUAGGCAACACCUAGGAGCUCAGAAACUUGCCAUGCUGAGCCAGCAUUUGUAGCGUCAUCAUGAGACGCCACCCAGCAUCACAAGUUUCCAGACCCAGACAUUUUUACAGUUGAUACCGCGUACGAAUUUACCACGUUGACCUGCAUCCCCGGGGUGAUUUACCACAACGACGCAAAGAUCCAGCUGCUCGAUCUUCCCGGAAUCAUCGACGGGGCGGCGCAGGGGCGGGGCCGCGGCAGGCAGGUGAUUUCCACGGCGAAGUCCGCGGAUUUGAUUCUAGUAGUGCUCUAUCAAAUGCAAAAAAGUCUGGGUCUGGGAAGUUGCGAGAUUUGUCAUGCUACUCCGGCACGACUUUGAACUCUAUGUUGCGUCACCGCAAGGAGCUCCUCUUGCCUGUCAUGCAAAAACGCAGUUUCAUCUCAUGCGGAGUACGCAACUCAGAACCAAGGAAAAACUUGUCAUGCUUGGCAGCGCAUUACAGUGUCGUGUGCUCACUAUUCCCUUCCUUGCAUCACAAGCUUCCAUACCCAGACAUUUUUGCAGUUGAUAUGCUCGAUGCGACCAAGGACGACAGUCAGAAAAAGCGGUUAGAGGCGGAGAUGGAAUCCGUUGGCAUUCGGUUGAACAAAACGCCGCCGAACAUAAAGGUGACGAAGAAGCUAUCUUUUGCAAGAACGUCCCCGUCCCCAGCCCGGAGUCAAGAUGGCGACUGUGCUACAGAAAGCAGCAAGUUUUGGCUGUUGCGCAUGACAAGUUUGGGUCUCUGGUGUAGUCGUGGCUGGCUAGUGAAGCCACAACAGAAAUGCAGCGCCUCAUCCUGAUUCGAGCAUGACAAAGUCCCAGGCAGCAUAAGAAAAUCAAAAUGCUCCUCAUGGGGUUGCGCAUGAGAAACAUUUUAGGGAUGCCAUUUUGCAUGACAACUCCGGGCUGGGGGCGUUUUUGCACAGGAUAGAAGCCGGCCGGGGGGGUCCGGAUCAACGCCAGUUGCAAGCUAUCCUGUGCAAAAGUAUCGUACUCGUAUCGCAAUCAUGCAUUACAAAUUUUUUUCUAAAGGUAAAUCCACAUUACAAAUUUUAUUUCUCAUGCUGAGGAAAUUUGUAAUGCAUUUAUACGAGUACGAUACUUUUGCAAUCCAUACAAGCGGAGUCAGCUUAUGCAUGGCAAAUAUUGGUCUGGGUCUGGACGACCUGCAGGGAAGCAGACAUUUGGCAUGCAGUUUUUGCAUCUGCAAGAAAGAUUGGAAUGUGCACAGAGCAUGACAAACUCUGGGACACCAGCUCUUCUAAGCCGGGUCUGCAUGAGAAAUCGACCCACUCCGGGACAGGCAGAAAUCGGAUAAGUAUCUUUUGCUGACUCUCCAACACAGAUUUUCGCCCGUUCCAGAAUCCGCAUUACAAGUUUGCGCCCUUCCAGAGGACCCAGACAUAAUAUUGCAUUGCAUAAAGCUCGACGAUAAGUUGAUCGAGGGACUGUUGCGGGAAUACAGAAUAUUCAAUGCGGAUGUGAUCAUAAGGGAGGACGCUAGUGCAGAGGAUUUUAUCGACGUUUUGGAGGGAAAUCGGAAAUACGUAUUUUACAUUUUUGUUGAAGCUCACCUGAUUUUUACCCCACGAUUUUUUUGUCAUGCGCGGCUAGAUCGAUGAGGAUUCGACUUUCACUUUCUCAUGCCCAUAUGCUGCGUACUGAUACAUAGUACAACACUUCUACGAAACAAAAACUUCUAUCAAAGGUCCGGUGUGUCUAUUGUUACAACAAAAUCGACAUGCUCUCCGUCGAGCAGAUAGAGGCCUUGGCCCGGCUCCCGCACUCGCACGUAAUGAGCUGUAAUUUGAAGCUCAACCUCGACCGACUGAAGGAUAGAAUAUGGGAGGAAUUGAGUAUGGUCCGGGUGUACACGAAAAAGAAGGGGCAAUUUCCGGAAUUCAGCAACCCGCUUGUGAUAACACCACAAAGAGGAACGAAAGAAUGCAAUGUGGAAAACGCGGUAUGAUACAUAGUUUUUGACAAGAUGAGGAGUUCUUUAUCUCCUGUACUAUUUUCAUGAACUCGUUUUUCUAUAUAGAACUGUCGGACAGUGAAGAUGCAAGUAUUUAUCAGGACUACAUCACUGCGUCAGCAUGACGAAGAAGUUGCAGAGCCUCUAAAAACAGCACACCUCUUAUGCAUGAUCAAAAGCACGCUCACGCAUGAAAAUGACAUUGAAAUUGAUAAUCAACGGACCAAACAUCAACUAACGGUACGUACAUUAUCUAUCACAGGUGACUCUCCUGCACAAAGACCUCCUUAACGAUUUCAAGUGCGCGUUAGUAUGGGGAACGUCAGUGAAGUCCAGUCCGGCCACCGCAGUAUCACAUGCAAAUAUGUCAUCUGGGAGCUGGAAACUUGUGAAGUAAGUAGAUGCGGAGUUGAUGUAAAUGACUGGAACAUGUUUAGUUGUGUAGUGGCAGCCAACAAGCAUCAGAAGUUUUUUGCGCGCUCUCUUAAGCCUACGCUGUAUCUAUGAUGUGUCAACUGACACGUCGAGAAGGGGCACUUGUGUCGGUCCUGUUCCAGGAGUGCUAGAUGAAAAGCUGGCAUGACCACGAGCUUCCACUUAUUUUCCAGAUCGCCAGACCUAUUUGCAACUUGCAUAUCCCGGGCUGAAGCACUAUUUGCAGGACGAGGACGUGAUCCAAAUCCAGAAGCUCACCGCGGCGGAAAAGCAGAAGAAAAUGCACGGGAAAAAAACCGGGACCACAGAGGCCGGCACGGGGAAUUUGAUAGACCCGAAAAAAUAUCAAGUGCAAAAGUGUCUGGGUCUGGAAGAGUGCAUGUUUGUCAUGCUCGUCUGGCAUGACUCUUAAAUCUGUCAUGCACGUGACCCAAGAGCUCCAUUUUUCUGUGAUGAUGCAGAAACGCGGUCUCUCAUGCAGAAUAGGCAACACCUAGAAGCUCAGCAACUUGUCAUGCUGAGCCAGCAUUUGUGGCCUCAUCAUGAGACGCCACCCAGCAUCACAAGUUUCCAGACCCAGACAUUUUUACACUUGAUAAAAAACAGCUAGAGAAGAAGCAGAAUAAAACAGGGCCGAGAAGUUGAUGAGCCGUACUGCUGGUGUGAGAAGUUGUUGUAAGUAAGUACUACUGGGAGGUCGGCGUGGUCGAGGUCGUCGGCCUGAGGUGACGAAAUUGGAAAACGAUGAAAUUGUGAACCAUUUUCAUUUUUUCCUGUGUGAUCUUCAUGGACAUUAACCGAGACGACGCAGAGCCGAGCUUCAUCCUUCUGCUGUGAACUAUGUGUAAAAAGUCGUACUAUCAUUGUGUACAUCGUCAACUCACGACGCACCAUGGUCCAGCAUCGCAUGAUUAGGGGCGCGCAACCUCGUCAUGAAGCUUCUGGGUAAAAACAGUAGAGAUGUUGAUACAACUUGAGUAGUUUGAAUCUGUUCUACUUGUGCAGUUCCCUGACGGUCGUGUAAGGAGGUGUCCUCGUGCCAGGAGGUGGUAGCACGUACUACUGGUACAACAGGUUUUAGUGACAGGCACGACUUUGAUGAUGCCAUUUCUAGUUGAAAACUUAUCUGUCG